Molecule: messenger RNA, 912 nt
Organism: Amorphotheca resinae ATCC 22711
Lineage: Eukaryota; Fungi; Ascomycota; Leotiomycetes; Helotiales; Amorphothecaceae
Exons: 2
Coding region: 1-912 (303 amino acids)
Cellular component (GO): membrane
Molecular function (GO): lipase activity
Source: RefSeq, a predicted model, not a curated record
AUGCCUACAGAAGUCGAAGGAACUCACAAGAUCGGGGACGUGUCUUUGUACACCAAAACAUGGCUCCCCGAUGAUCCCCCAAAAGCAAAACUGAUCUGGAUCCACGGCUUCAAUGACCACAUCAACCGCUAUUAUGGUCUCUUUCCAUAUCUCGCCAGCCGCGGCAUCGCAACCUACGGCUUCGAUCAACGCGGCUGGGGACGUAGCUCCACCAAUCAGUCUGACUGGGGCUUGACAGGCCCAACAUCCCUCGUGGUUUCGGACAUCGCAUCGUUCAUCCGCACGCAGCUUCCCUCCUCCGUUCCCGUCUUCGUCGCUGGCCACAGCAUGGGCGGCGGCGAGGUCCUGACCCUAGCUUCCGAUCCUCAGUACGAGGACCUCAUGCCGCAGAUCCGCGGCUGGAUCCUAGAGAGCCCAUUCAUAGCGUUCCCCAAGGGUUACGAGCCUUCAUUCCUCAAGGUCUUUUUUGGACGCUUGGCGGGGAAGUUGCUCCCGCAUGUGAAACUCUAUAAUCCUCUCCCCCCGGAGAACUUGACGCGUGACCCGGCUGUCAUCCAGAGCAUGAACGAGGAUAAGCUGUUGCAUGGCACGGGAACUUUGGAGGGUUUGGCGGGGUUGCUGGAUCGAGCGGCCGCUUUGCAGGCCGGGGAGACGAAGUUGAAUAAAGGGGUUAGGGCGAUUUGGUUGGGACAUGGCACGGCCGAUAAGGGAGUGUCUUAUGAAGCGAGUAAAAAGUGGUUUGACGACCAGACUCAGGUGCAGGAUAAAGAGUUCAAGACAUACGAAGGUUGGUAUCAUCAGUUGCAUGCAGAUUUGCCGGACAAUAGGGAUGUGUUUUCGAAGGAUGUUGCCGAUUUUAUUCUUGCCAGGUGUGGGGAGGAAGGUAGGGUUGGGGGUGGGUCGAAAUUGUAA